Molecule: messenger RNA, 1287 nt
Organism: Colletotrichum orchidophilum
Lineage: Eukaryota; Fungi; Ascomycota; Sordariomycetes; Glomerellales; Glomerellaceae
Exons: 2
Coding region: 1-1287 (428 amino acids)
Source: RefSeq, a predicted model, not a curated record
AUGUAUCGACGGUCUUUUCUGGCUCUAUGCGCUGGGUUUUUGAGUCUCAGUGUUGACGCGGCUCCGUCGGCCCGUGGCCGUGACUUGCUUACACUGGUGAGACCCUCCGAGGACUGCGAACCUGGCCCACUCUCCAGCGAUACGUGGGUGAAGGAGGAUGUAGACAGCUUCCUGGACGACGCCUCGAAAUAUUACACGGCAUAUCCCACCAAUAAUAUCCAAGCUUUGGGAGCUUACUUGGGGGCUCCCAACUUUUUCUGCGGAGUCAACUUGUGGUGCAGUGCCGGCCAACCAUGUUCGCCGGUUACUAUGCCCGGCUGGUAUGCCUUGAUGGGCAUCCAAGGCUGGAACAACUACGUCAAUAAUCUCAACCUCGCCGUACAAUAUUCUGCAACAAUCCUGAGCCUGAAGCUCGCAAAGGUGGUCAACGACCUUUGGCCUGCAAAGAAGGACAAUGUCACCCCCAUAAAGCAGCUCAUUGCAUGGGUAAAUGGUAUCCUCAACGCCUUCCCGACCACAGCAGUACUCGGCGCCACAGCGGGCAGCGUCGCCAGCACCAUUCAAGGCGGCAACAUCAUUGCGGGCGGCAUGAUGCUGGCGCCCAGCGCGGGCGGCCAGUUCCUGCGAUGGAGCGACUUAUCCAGCCAGAUGGGCAGCAAGGUCGACGAGUACAAGCAAGCGAUUGGCACGUAUGCGAAAAAUGUCAUUGAUGCCCCCAUCGCCGACCCGACCUGGGGCAUCAACAAGGUCCUGCGCGGCGGCGCCUUUCUCACCCGCCAGACGAACCUGACCCAAGACGACGUCGACACGUGGAUGUACAAGACUGUCAGCGUCAACGCCAUGGCGCUUCUCAUGCAGGCGCAGAACGUGUACGUCAUCCGCACCUUUAACAAGACAGCGUGCGAUGCCUCCUCGCCCGCGAUCCUGUGCAGGCAGGAGUCGAAUCGCCAGUGGACCGAGUGGCGGUUCCAGAGGCGCGAUAGCGAUGACGACGUGCCGGAGCACCGGCUGGCGGAGAAGCUCGUCCAGACGUACGGUCUGACCAAGGAGGAGAUCUUGAAGGGCCCCGCAGACUGCUUUGACAAGCACGAGUAUGAGCAGCUGACGAAUCCGUGGGAGACUGUAUCGGAGAAGGGCGUCAGCCUGGACCCGGUGCAAUUGUGCAAUUUCAACGUCAAUGUCUGCAACUUUGACGCGGCGGAAGGGAACGAGUUUGGCCCGACUGAUGUCUAUGAGCCUUAUGAAACGGAUUGGAUGUGUGGGCUGCAAGGAAUCACCUGGACCUGA